Messenger RNA from Sebastes umbrosus (honeycomb rockfish), 2226 nucleotides. It is a transcript of the gene adrb3a, whose product is annotated as adrenoceptor beta 3a. The record is from RefSeq and is a predicted model, not a curated record. NCBI's taxonomy places the organism in Eukaryota, Metazoa, Chordata, Actinopteri, Perciformes, Sebastidae. Gene Ontology annotation, biological process: positive regulation of heart contraction; norepinephrine-epinephrine-mediated vasodilation involved in regulation of systemic arterial blood pressure; adenylate cyclase-activating adrenergic receptor signaling pathway. Gene Ontology annotation, molecular function: epinephrine binding; beta3-adrenergic receptor activity; beta1-adrenergic receptor activity. The coding region runs from base 558 to 1889 and encodes 443 amino acids. Gene Ontology annotation, cellular component: membrane. The transcript has 2 exons.
AGAGAGAGAGAGCAAAAGAAAGAGUGGGAGCCGCUCUGGUGCACUCUGGUGGUUCUUGCAACGGCGUUAGUGUCGCUUGAUCUCCAGUAGUCCAACUGUAGCUCAUGCAAGAUUCAGCGCAAAACACCGCAAACUAUCCUCCAAUCCCAGUGGACAUAUUUAAAUGGAUACAGCUGGAUUUUCUUCUCAAAAACUUUUUUCCACUUCAUGUUAAUGUUUCCUGGGUUCAUGAAAGUGCUGCAACUCCGUGAACUAAUAUUGUUUGAGCUUUGAGGACAGUUUGGAUACAUCUUUUUGGAGAACAUGCUGUUGCUGCCCACACCAGUAGACCUUCCACUAACAAUCACGUCUUGGUCAUCACGUCUGGAAACAUGGGAAGCCACUACUGCCUUGUGAACACACGCCAGACAAGACUCUGUGGCUGUGAAAUGUAAGCAGUAACUGCAAAGUAAAGAAUGACUAUUAUUUAGUGAGCAGAUUUAUGAUGCUUUUAAGAAGCGCGGAUUCUUCCAUUUUGUUAACUUUGACGUGAAAAAACACAUCUUGAGCUUAAUAUAAUGGAUGUUAACCUGAGCACUUCAGCAUCCUAUGUGAUCAACAGAACAGAGCCGUACCACACUGCGGAAGGACCCUGGAGCCUCAUCCUACUGGUCGUCAUCAUAUUGACCAUAGUGGUGGGAAACCUGCUGGUCAUCAUCGCUGGAGCUCGUACUUCACAGCUUCAGACGACAACAAACAUUUUCAUUAUGUCACUGGCGUGCGCGGACCUCAUCAUGGGGGUCCUUGUGGUGCCUCUGGGGGCCACUAUCGUGGUGACGGGUAACUGGCAGCUCAGCGACACGUUCUGUGAGUUCUGGACUUCUGUGGAUGUCCUGUGUGUGACAGCGAGCAUCGAGACGCUCUGCGUCAUAGCAGUGGAUCGGUACAUAGCCAUCACGAGGCCGCUCCGAUACAAGGUUCUACUCAAUAAGUGGCGUGCCAGAAUAAUAGUUUGCUUAGUGUGGGUUGUGUCUGCUUUAAUUUCCUUUGUACCAAUAAUGAAAGGGUAUUGGCGUGAUAAUGAUGAUGAAGCAGCGAAGGAGUGCUACGAUAACCCGACAUGCUGUGACUUUGUGACCAACAGGGCCUUCGCUAUUGUAUCUUCUAUAGUGUCCUUUUACAUUCCACUGCUCAUAAUGAUAUUUGUGUAUGCAAAAGUUUUUCUAAUAGCCACGCGGCAGGUCCAGCUCAUAGAUAAGAACCGCAUGCGUUUCCAGAAUGAGUACCCGACAGCGCAGGUGCAAGUUGGCCCCCACAUCAACAUUGUCCUGCCGACGGCAUGUGCAGGCUCCAGCAGCUGUAGCGGUGUAGCGCGGAGAAAGAGCGUCAAGCGGAGGCCGUCGCGGCUGGUGCUCAUCAAAGAGCACAAGGCCCUCAAGACUUUGGGGAUCAUCAUGGGGACCUUCACCGUGUGCUGGCUGCCAUUCUUCGUCGCCAACAUCAUCAACGCAUUUGUAAGAGACAUUCCCUCAGAGAGGAUCUUUCGACUGUUAAACUGGCUGGGUUACAUCAACUCCGGCCUCAAUCCCAUCAUCUACUGCAGGAGUCCUGAGUUUCGCACUGCGUUCAAGAACCUGCUGGGCUGUCCGUGGCUGUCCACCCAGCGGCUCAAUACGUUCUACAAAGAGCUGAGGACUCGUUGCUCCUGCUUUCUAUCGCAGGCUGAGUCGGGCACAGCCGGCUCUUUCCAAAAGUCUCCGACCAGUAAGACUGAGGGCAGUGAGAGUCAUGGAAGCAGCAAAAGUGAGGAGGCUUUCCCUGAUCCUCUGCAGUCCAACGGCAGCACACAGUUCAGUGACUCAUCAGAGCCUGAGACCAAAUUCUUCACAUUGCAGGAAAAGGACGGCUGAGCGGUAAAAUGUCAAGCUACUGAAGCAAACUAUGUUCCCCGGGCGUUUCCGCAAAGUCUGAAACCAAACAGCAGCGAGGACAAACUGAAGAGUACAACCACCGGCCCUGAUAAACGUAGCUGAAUGAAGCUAACCUCAAAGAGGUGACUGGAUUGACUGUAGAGAAAACAGCUGAUUUGGUCUAGACAGGAGCACUGUGACUGUCUCUGUGGACAGGAGAUGGACUGCUACAGCUCAGCACUUCACAGAUAUUAGCUGACACCAAAGUAUUCUGAAUAAGACAAUGCUUAAAGUUUUAAAUGCAUUCCUUUGGACACAGUGUAUGUGGCCUGUGGUU